CACACUAAAAGAUGUCCUUCUCCAUCACUCCCAUCAAGUCAGACUUGGGCACUCCCGGAUAUACCGCCUUCGUCGAGGUACAGCUUAACGAUCUAUCGGAUUACCCACUAGAAACACCGCCAUCCUCCGCAAUCGUUUCGGCCAAGUAUCAGUCCUAUGCCCAGCAGGUACGAGACUUUCAGGUGUACGAAAAUGACGUUUGGAUCGUCACCUUUCCCAAGUGUGGCACUUCCUGGACACAGGAGAUGGUCUGGCUGAUCGAUAACGCACUCGACUAUAAAACGGCGCGCGCCAUUGACAUCAACACAAGAUCCGUCUUUUUUGAAAUCGGGGUAUUUGGUGAUCGCAUACCAGAGGAUACGGUAACUGCUACGGCAAACUUGAAGCGCCCACGGCACAUCAAAUCGCAUCUACCGUUACCGCUGCUACCACGCCAGCUGUGGACCGUGAAACCAAAAAUUGUGUACGUCACACGCAACCCGAAAGAUGUGGCAGUGUCCUAUCUACAUCAUUACCGCAUGAUCAUGGGUUAUCGCGGCUCGAAGGAAGCGUUUUUCGAUGGACUGCUCCAGGAUCGGGUUAUGUACUGUCCGCAGGUGCGCCAGACGCUCGACUUUUGGGCGCUCAAAGACCAACCGAACGUACUCUUUCUCACUUACGAGGAGAUGAAGCGGAAUCUCCGUGGUGUUCUACCGCGUGUUUGCGAAUUUUUCGGCAAAUCUUACACCGAUGAUCAGCUGGAUGAGCUCGCUGAACACUUAUCGUUCGACCAGAUGAAAAAGAAUCCGGCUACAAACAACGAUCAGAUAGUGCGCGACGCUAUGAGAAGGAACGAUCGUGAGGGGGAACACUUUGAGUUUAUGCGUAAAGGAAUCAUUGGAGACUACAAGAACGAGCUGUCGGAUGACUACAUUGCCAAGUUUGAUCGCUUCAUAGAGGAGCAGCUGGCUGGCAGUGACUUUAGAUACGGUGCUUAAACGGUCUGGAACUGGAAUCUCUUUUUAAAUCUCUUUUAAAAAAAAUAAAUAAACAGUUUUAUAUCACACAAG
Messenger RNA from Anopheles aquasalis, 1049 nucleotides. RefSeq names its product luciferin sulfotransferase-like. Gene Ontology annotation, molecular function: sulfotransferase activity. NCBI's taxonomy places the organism in Eukaryota, Metazoa, Arthropoda, Insecta, Diptera, Culicidae. The record is from RefSeq and is a predicted model, not a curated record.